AUGGCCCCCACUACGCCCUCCUUUGACUGGUCCCAGGGCUCCGUCUUCCUACAAGACGGUAUAAUUUACUACUCUCCCAAUUGUAACCGACCAGUCCGUAUCAAGGCCCCAGAGCGGAAUCACCCCCACCCAUUCCCCGAACGUGCAGAGCCAGAUCCCACCUCUGUCAAGCAUCCUGUCUGGUGGACAGACACCUUUGGGUGGAUGUCCUUUAUACCGCUCAACCCAUCCUUUAUCUCCGACCCCUUCGACACCUUUACCUGGCAGCCUGAGCUGGAUGUAACUCCUAGCUAUAAUACUCCACCCGGUCCCACUCUCUACCAGCUCGAAAUUCAUACUAUAAAGCAUUGGCGGUUUAAGGAACAAUGUUUACUGGAAGCUGCGCACAAAAUGAAGCUAUGGUACCACGUACCAGCCAGUCAACCACCCCCGCCUUCCAUCUUUAAAUACGAUGAGCCCUACACAUCGAAAGAAGAAGCUUAUCGCCAGAUUAAAUUGGCGCAAGAUUGGUUUGCCGUAUGGAUGGGAUUCUUUGCCUAUUUCGCUGCUUGUGCCAAAUAUGACAAGUAUUGUGCAGGAAAGAUGGUGAGAGAGAAGGGCGAGUUACUACCCCAAUGGUAUACCAGGCUGCUCGAGGAGGUUCCGAUGCUACAGCAAUCCUGGUUGGACGGGCUUUUGACAUCGCCAGCGUGUAUAUUCUCACCCAACACUCAGCGUGCAGGGAUAUGUGCCAUCGCAGAACAGGCCAUCAUAAACAACCCCACCCUUCGCUAUCUUGAGCCUCCUGCAAACCUUGUUUGGGAUGCCCUUGAGAAGUUUCUGAACCAAUUCCCCAGUGUUCCUCUCGCUGGCCUUAUCCUUAGGUCCUACUUUCGAUUUCAUGAUUGCCCGCUGCACUCCACCAAACAUAUAUUGAGAAUGGAACACAGUACGUUGUUGGUCACGAAAUAUAUGUAUGAAAAAUUUGCUUUGCAAACCGACAAGGUCAAGGCGGCUAUGGAAGAGAACCAGGUGGAGGCCACGGUUGCAGAAUUGAGGGAGAUAGUAAGCCGAGCCAUGGACAUGGACCUUGCAGAGGCCGAGCGAGCCAUAGCAAAUCUCCCCACUCACAAUUGGAUGGACAAAGGUGACUACCACCGGAGAGGAGAGUUGUACGACCACGUCUCAAUAUUCUUGGAGAAACGCGAGAGAAACCAGCGCUUUAUCAUUGCGACUGAGACCGAGGACGCAAAGAUCAAAAGGCUUCAAAGAGAGGAGGCCCUCCCGGGGUACAACACAUCGGUCUAUAGGUGGAAAAUCUCAAACGAGUGGGACAUUUUUGAUGAAGUGGAUUUGCCACGAAAAUAUUUGCAAUUUGUGGACCCCCCUCCUAGGAAGGACGGUUAUAUCUACGACUAUCCUAUCCAAGCCGCCCGCAUCAAUCCCCAGUCCAUCAUCCCCGACAACGAUGUACCCCGUGUAGAAUCCGUUCCCGUCAUCCAAGAACCCUGUGUAGACUCUUCCUCGGGUGGUGCGACUUCCCCUCAUGAACCUCAGUACGAGACAUUCCCCAUGGACACGGAGGAAUUUCAGGAGGGGCCUUCCCAGCCUCCGGUACAUCGUCCAGAGCCGGGCCCCUCCACCAUGGAUACCGACACUGAUGAAGCUUCGAAAAUCCACAAUUACGAUUGGGACACCGCCGACCUCAUCUCCAACUUGCAAUACAGCUAUGGAUUCGUAGCCUCUGUAGUCCCGAAGAAGGAGGAUAAGACACCGGAAGGCUGGAAACACGCCUGUCAACACUUUGGGUUUAGGAAGGAUGGGGCAGAACAGUUUGUCUCAAACACGGAUCGUCAACUCAUCUGUCAGUUUCAUGACGGUUUGAUGGGGUCAACUGACUGUCCGCUCCCUCAAGACAUUCACGAUCUCCACCCGCAAAAUUACCUAUCCCUUCAAGUUUUAGGGAAUCUCAGCCUCAUCCAUCGGCCCAUCCCAAAUCUAUUUGUUUUCGCUCAUCACGAUAUACGUGCACCUCAGGAAGAGUCCGACAGAAUGUCUGGUGAUUGGAGUAUUGGAGUCAAAACCCCAGAGGCUGCUUUAUAUGUCUUACGAGUCUUCCAGUCCCAUCCUGGGCAUACAGUUGUGCAUCAACCCUACAAGGAAGUUACCUUUUACCGCAAAGUCAGCUACAAGUUUACCAACGACGACUAUGAGUCCUCGAUGCUGGCCUGUCGGCAGAUACUGGACCAACAACGCGGUCGUGCAGCGCUACUCAUGGGUGGAAUAGUAGGACGAAUCGCCAAAGAGUAUCUGAGCACAGAGUCUGUUCUCCAGGGCCCAUCAGUGGAAUUGCUGAGAAAUGGACGCGGAUAUGUCGCUAAUCCAGAGGCCGAGUUGCUGGCUUACUGCAAUGACGGGCUUACAGAACACGAUAUUGCGAUUAUUAUCGGGUCGUAUUCUCUCAUGACGGAUUUUAAAAAUCAGGUUGGAGUCAAGUCUUGGUUUCCUCCCCCGGCAGUAUGGAAUGAAAUUGACAGGAAUGGGAUAGAAUGGCUGGAAUGGACUGAACGCAACGAGUACUGGUACCAGACUAGGCUGGAAUUAAUUCGAAAUGGCAAAGCGCAACCUUUAACGCUUCAAGACUGGAAGAGCCUUCUCAAAAAUAAGCCAGUCCGUGUUCUAAGGGAAUCGGUGCAAGCUCGAUCAGCGGCAUUUGUCCAUGAACAUAUCCCCGUAACCAGGAAUCCUCGUAGAUAG
Molecule: messenger RNA, 2736 nt
Organism: Psilocybe cubensis
Lineage: Eukaryota; Fungi; Basidiomycota; Agaricomycetes; Agaricales; Agrocybaceae
Exons: 6
Coding region: 1-2736 (911 amino acids)
Source: RefSeq, a predicted model, not a curated record